CAUCGGGUGGUAUGUGUUUCUUGAACAAGGAAUGGUACAAUGAUAAGUCCUCCGGACUACUUCGUGAUUCGUGGAAAUCACUCGAUCUUGUUUACGUAGAAUUAACAGAAAUCUUUAGACAGAACGAUCCCGAAUUUAAACAUUAUUGCACCAACUUGCGAUAUAGAUUUUUAAACGAGGAUACGUUUCAGUAUCUAAAAAAAUGUAAUUAUUUAAAGGAUGAUGCGGAGAUUCGUAAUAUCAAUCCUAGCUUACGAAUGAUAAAACAAAUAACAAGUAGUCAAGAUUCAAGAGUAGGAGAACUUCUGAAGAAACACAAGACUCUUGAGCUUUUGUUCAUGAAUCAUAUACAAUCUGAAUAUGUAUUACGAUUACGAUUGAACUGCCGUAUUAUGGUCAUUCAGAAUUACUCAAAAUCAGUUGUCAACAGAUCAUCAGGAGUAUUCAUUGGAUGGUCGACCAAGAUCCAAUCACAGAAAGAGAAAGGGGAUCCUGUGAUAAGAGUAAAAAGAGAAUAUAAUUAUCGUAAUCUUGAUAUCGAUAAUGGAGAAAGGUAUUUUGAUCACGAUGAUAAUGAGAAGGUAUAUAUACGAAAACAAUUUCUAGUGAUACCAUUUUACGCAAUGACAGUAUAUAAAUUCCAAGGCACUACUUUAAAACAAGCAGUAGUAGAUCUACGAGGGUGUAGCCAGAAACUCGCAUAUACCGCAGUGUCACGUAUCAGUACACAUGAUUCAUUAGGAGUAUUAAAUUUAACGCGAAUAGUCUAUGAUCGCCUAACGAGAACAACAAAAGAAGAUCAG
This is a messenger RNA of Racocetra persica, 803 nucleotides long. The record is from the annotation of a GenBank genome assembly. NCBI's taxonomy places the organism in Eukaryota, Fungi, Glomeromycota, Glomeromycetes, Diversisporales, Gigasporaceae.